GUGCCAGCUCAUAUCUGAUGAAAUCGGCUUUUCCACUUAUUUUUCGUCUUUAUUGUUUGAGUGGUGUGUCAGUCAUCAGACGCAACCGUUUUCAUACUUCCUUUACUUCUUCCAUUCAGAACCGCGUUUGUUUUGGCUUUACAAAUUCAUUAUUUAGGAGUUGCAGGCGUCACUUCACAUCAACUUUAUUUUGUCGUAGUUUUACUGUAGAGAAUUCGAAAGUAGUUAUGCCUGACAAAAAACCUUUCCAGCGUCUGUUGUUGGAUGCAUGUCCAGUCAACUACAGCAUUCGGCUGCAACCAAAUCUUAAAUCCUUAACGUUUGAGGGAUCCGAAGACAUUCAGGUCAAGGUUCAGAAAUCAUUGACAUCCAUUAAACUCAAUUGUUGUGAAAUUGAUGUGAAAGAAGUGAGCUAUCAGGCAGAUGGAGCUACUGACAAAAUCAGAGGAGAAAUUUCUUACACAAAAGAAGAUGAAGUCGUUACAUUUUCAUUCCCAUCUGAAAUUCAGCCUGGAAGUGGAACAUUAUCAGUGUCAUUCAGUGGAGAAUUGAACGACAAAAUGAAGGGUUUCUACCGCAGCAAAUAUACAAGCCCAGAUGGGGAGGAGAGGAUUGCAGCAGUCACGCAGUUUGAGGCCACAGAUGCCAGACGAGCCUUCCCCUGCUGGGAUGAACCCUCUGUAAAAGCAACAUUCGAUGUGACCUUGGUGGUUCCAAAGGACAGGGUAGCUUUGUCUAACAUGCCGGUGAAGUCAGAGGCUCCCCUGGGAGGAGAUACCACAUGGAAGGUGAUGACAUAUGAGCGUACACCUGUGAUGUCUACCUAUCUACUUGCAUUUGUAGUAGGAGAGUAUGAUUUUGUAGAGGCAAAAGAUGCUGAUGGAGUCCUUGUCCGAGUCUACACACCAGUUGGCAAGAAGGAACAGGGCCGAUUCGCUCUAGAUGUGGCUGUGAAGACCCUGCCAUUUUACAAGCAAUACUUCCAGAUAGCCUAUCCUCUACCAAAAAUGGACCUUAUAGCAAUAGCAGACUUUGCUGCAGGUGCUAUGGAGAACUGGGGACUUGUGACAUACAGGGAGACAGCUUUGCUUAUUGAUCCUACCACUUCAUCAGCGAAAACUCGUCAGUGGGUGGCCCUGGUGGUGGGGCAUGAGCUGGCACAUCAGUGGUUUGGAAACCUUGUGACAAUGGAAUGGUGGACUCAUCUCUGGCUGAACGAGGGCUUUGCUUCCUGGAUUGAAUAUCUGUGUGUAGACCAUUGUUUCCCAGAGUUUGACAUUUGGACACAGUUUGUAAAUCAGGACUUGGGUCGUGCACUGGAACUGGAUGCCCUUCAUAACAGUCAUCCCAUAGAGGUGCCAGUCGGCCACCCUGAUGAAGUUGAUGAGAUAUUUGAUGCUAUUUCCUACAGUAAGGGAGCAUCUGUCAUUAGGAUGUUGCACGACUACAUAGGUGAUGAGGAUUUUCGCAAGGGGAUGAAUCAGUACCUGAACAAAUUUCAGUACAGUAAUGCCUUCACUGAGGAUCUGUGGGAUGCUCUGGGAACUGCCAGUGGUAAACCUGUCCAGAAUGUCAUGUCUACAUGGACACAACAGAUGGGCUUCCCUGUGAUUAAGGUGGAGGAGAAGCAGGAAGGAGACAGCCGUGUCGUUACUCUUACUCAGGAGAAGUUCUGUGCAGAUGGUCAACUUCCAGAAAAUUGUAAAUCCAAGUGGUUGACACCAAUAACAAUGUGUAGCAGCAGCAGCCCCAAUUCACCUGUCAAACGCAUCCUCAUGGAAGACAAGACAACAACGGUAACUGUGGAGAAUGUCAAGACUGGAGACUGGGUCAAGCUGAACAGUGGUACAGUGGGAGUUUAUCGUGUACAGUACUCUCCAACCACUUUGGAGACAUUGAUCCCUGCAGUGCAAGACCGUAGCCUCCCACCUAGAGAUAGACUGGGACUACAAAGUGACCUGUUUGCUUUGGCUAGAGCAGGCAUGCUGUCAUCAGUUGAUGCUCUGAAGGUGGCCAGUGCCUUUGUGAAUGAAGACAACUAUACUGUGUGGAGUGAUCUGUGCAUGAGUCUAGGUGGUCAGGGCCUGCUGCUGCAGUACACUGAUGCUGAGCAGGCAUACAAGAACUUCUGCCUCAAUCUCUUCAAAAAUGUGUAUCAGACAGUUGGCUGGGAGGCCAAGGAUGGAGAAAGCCCUCUGAAUGCCAUGCUGAGGGACUUGGUGCUGACGAAGAUGGGUCGUUGUGGUGACAGUGAUGUUGUGGCAGAGGCUAACAAAAGAUUUGAUGCCCAUGUGUCUGGAACCACACCAUUAUCAGCUAACCUUAGGUCACCGGUCUAUAUCACAGUGCUGUCCAAUGGAGAUGAAGACACCUAUAAUAAAAUGCUUCAGCUAUACAAUGCAGCAGAUAUGCAAGAGGAGAAAGUACGCAUCAGCAGAUCUCUGGGCACCAUCAAAUCUCCAGAACUCAAAAAGAAAGUUCUCCAGUUUGCCAUGUCUGAUAAGGUGCGUUCCCAGGACACCGUCUUUGUGAUUGCUGGGAUAACAGGAUCAGUGGAGGGUCGAGAAAUAGCUUGGCAGUUUGUCAAGGAUAACUGGACAGAUCUUCACAGUCGCUACAAGGGUGGCUUCUUACUAUCAAGGCUUGUCAAGUCUACCACAGAGAACUUUGUAACAGAAGAUAAAGCCAAGGACAUAGAGAAAUUUUUUGAAGAACAUUCUGCACCUGCUGCCGAAAGAACCAUUCAACAAUCCUGUGAAAACAUUCGCCUCAAUGCCAAAUGGAUGCAACGCGACUCAGCCAAUGUCUCAGAGUUUUUGAAAAGUCUGAAAUUCUGAUUUGCUGACUAAAUCAAAGAUGUUGGUUCAAAACCAGAAACCUUGAACCAAAUUGAACUGUAUAAGAACCAGAAGUUUAAAGGUGUGAAACGGUCUUGAAAAGAUUUUCAAAUUUUCACAUUGAAGACAAUUAUCGUUGUUGUGCAUUACCUAAUCCAGAACAGAGUGCUGAUCAAUCAUUGUGUUUUUAUAAUGAAUAAGAUUGAGACUUGUUUCUGUUUAUUGGUUGUAGGACUGGAAGUUGUGAUCAACCUCAAAACAACACAAAUAAUUGUAUAUGUCAUCUCUGAUAGGUUUUUCAUUGUUGUGACAUCUUUUGAAACACAAAAUAUUAAAAUAACUACAUGGACAUUAACAUCAAUAACUGUAACAAUGAAAACCUGCAAUGAAAGCUGACUGAGAAUUUCCAAAAUAUUUUCUGAAGACAAAGCUGUAUACAAUGAAAUAUACACAAUAAGAACUGGGAUCUCUCCAAGGUUAUGACAAAUUUUGGUUUACUUUACAUAUAGGAAAUAGAAUAACUUCAAUUAUAGACAAAUGUAGGCUUCAUUUACAAACAGGAACUAGGAUCACCUUUUUUAUUUAAAACAGGUAUUGCAUUAACUAAGGUACAUUUUUUUGUUUUGUUUUUUGGUUUUCAUUUUAACAUCUGAACAAUUUCUGCAUUAAGGCAUCCUUAUGUAUUUCUUCCUUAUUUACGGUUACCAACAAACCAACAAUGCCUGUUACAGGACACUAAUCACAAAGAUUCAGAUCAGGAAUGAAGAUUUGUGAGUGUGUUUGGUCCAUCACACAUAGAAAUUUUUAUCAGUCAGAAAAUAUUUUCUCACAUUAGAUUGAUAUCCAAUUACUCUAAUACAGUAAAUAUGAUUUGCAUUAUAGAUAAAACAUCUGGUAGCUAUAUUUUGGGUCCAAAUUUUGUUAGUGAUUCUUAGCACUAUAACAUAAAUUGUUACUAGGAUUGACUUUCUAAAAGCUUUGUACAAUUUGAAUUAUUUUUCAGCAACAUUUGUUUUUUCAUCUGUUUUUGUGUCGCCUGCAGAGCUUGCAAACACUUAGGGAUCACUUUGUCCAUCAUCCGUAUGAAAGCUUUCCAGACUUUUUUCUGUAAUGCUUUGAGUUAUCAAAACUAAAUUUGGCAUAUGGCUUUUUGUUGCAAGGGUUCAGAUUAAGUUCAAUUCCCGGCUGUCUGUGACCCUUUUUGGCAGAGUUAUGCCCCUUUCAACUUAGAAAAUUUCCUGGGAAUAUUGUUUUCUGGACUUUUUUGGCUUAUGCUUUGAGUUAUUGAAAUGAAAUUUGGUAUAUGGCUUCUUGUUGCAAGGGUACAGAUUAAGUGUAAUUCCCGGUUGUCUGUGAUCCUUUUUGGCAGAGUUAUGCCCCUUUCAACUUAGAAAAUUUCUCAGGAAUAUUGCUUUGCGCAGUUUUCCCUUUAUGCUUCAAGUUAUAGAAAUGAAAUCUGGUAUUACAACUUUAUGAGUGAUCGUUGCACAUCCAGUUCAAUUUCUGGGUGACCGUGACACUUUAUGCAGGCAACACAUACACUUCCGAGGAACUCUUGUUCAAUCUUAGUAAUCCCAUUUUUUUAUAUUGAUUCCAGUAGUCUGCAUGUUGAUGACAAACUAAUGUCUUAUGAAUACCUUAGACAGCAUAAUUAAGUACUUAAACAGUCUUUGACUUGAAAUAAUGUAUCAUCAUGCAUUUAAUGCCUUAUUUACCACACUUGUGAGCUGAUUUUCCAAUUUUUUCAUGUGCCCACCAUUUCAUGUAUGACAUUCCAUCAUAAUUUUGUUUCUGCCAUUUUACUCUUUUUAAAGGUAACAUAUACAGAACUUUAAUUUGGUAUGAGACACAGAUACAGAACUUUAAUGUGGUAUGAGACACAGAUACAGAACUUUAAUGUGGUAUGAGACACAGAUACAGAACUGUAAUUUGGAAUGAGAACCAUAUAUAGAGAAGUGUAAUUUGGUACGAGAUACAGAUAUAGAAUUGUAAUUUGACAUGUAGUUGUAUAAUAUAAAUAUUCAGGUCAAGUUAUUGUCAAUAAUUUAUUUUAUCAAGGUUUAUAGCCAUUUAACUGCAAACAAUUUUGAUAAGAAUUACCCAAGUAAGAUCAUUGCCAUAAUUGAAAAACGUUGACUAAAUCCAAUGGGAAUUUAGAUAAUAAAAAUUUCAAAAAUGCAAUUUCCAAUUUUCUCCUUGGCUUUAGAUUGGGGCAAUCAUGUUAUAAAAUGAAAACUUGUUAUAUUUCAUAAGUUGAGACUAGAGUUGAGAUGUUCUUGCUCCGGCAAAAGCCCGAGUGAGUAGGGGUCCCGCCAGUGGAGACUAGUCUCACUCCUGUCUUGCUGUCAAGAACCAAUCCAUACUGGCUAGAAAGGUGGUGGUAUUUAUACUAGCCAUGUUAAUUAACUGAUGAAGUACUAAUACACAUUGGCUUACUGGUAAACAUGGAUUGAAGUAUACAUGAGUUGCCGACAAGAUCUUGCACACAUAAAUGGCAAUAGAUUCGGCUGUUUACAACAAGAUAAGGUUAUACUGACCAUCAUACAAACUGCUUAGAUAGGCUUCAGAUAAUGACUUAUAUAAUCAGGCAACGAACUAAUAUAUGAGCAUGUGUAGUAGAUCGGUAACGACAGAAUACCUCUGGCCACUGGUCAAUGCAUAAUUGUUCACAGUAGAUGUCAGUAAUAAAUUAACACAGGCAAAUACAUUAUGAUGAAACAUCUGACUUAUGUCUAGCAUAAUUUUGAAUAAUUUAAUCUUACAUAUUAAUUUUUAAUAGUUCAGUUACUUUGACAGGUCUGGUUCAUUUCAGAAAUAUAACCACUGCUACGUUACAGAAAAGACAAAGCUGUACUUAAUUUACACUGAUUAGGGUGUGUACCAAAUUAAUUUGUCUCUUAGAUUUGAAACAUUGUAUCUAUUAUGAUGUCUUUUGUUUUUCUUAAUUUGCAGUUGGUUUCAUAUUGCUCUUAAACCUGUAACUGAAUAUUAAAGUGCUGAUAUGACA
Ylistrum balloti is the source of this 5844-nucleotide messenger RNA. RefSeq names its product puromycin-sensitive aminopeptidase-like. The transcript is spliced from 21 exons. The record is from RefSeq and is a predicted model, not a curated record. NCBI's taxonomy places the organism in Eukaryota, Metazoa, Mollusca, Bivalvia, Pectinida, Pectinidae. Gene Ontology annotation, cellular component: cytoplasm. Bases 18 to 2837 code for a protein of 939 amino acids. Gene Ontology annotation, molecular function: metalloaminopeptidase activity; peptide binding; zinc ion binding. Gene Ontology annotation, biological process: proteolysis; peptide catabolic process.